AUGAAGAAUCUCAUUGGAGUCACGCUAAUCAGCGCUGCUGCUGCGACUGCAACUGCGACCGCGAGCUCUUCAACUGUGCAUGCAUCCCAACCCACAGGAGCUACAUAUGCAUCUGGUUUUGACAUGACCAAGAGUUGGGCCAAUCUGAGUCCUUACAAAGACGCAGACGGCUUCAACAUUCCUAAGGGUGUACCACAAGGAUGUGAACUAUCCCAGGUCCACGUUCUGCAUCGCCAUGCCCAAAGAUUUCCCACAGCUUACCCCUUAGAUGGAGAUGGCAUGGGAGAUUUUGCAGCCAAGCUCGCAAAUUAUAGCAAGGCUCACCCGGACAGCACUUCAGCUACUGGGCCCCUGAAAUUCCUCAACAAUUGGGAAUAUAUCCUGGGUGAGGAUCUCUUGCUGGAGAAUGGGGCGGCUACCGAAGCUACUUCCGGGGCAAACUUCUGGAUCAACUACGGUAGACUGUUGUACCGUGCCGGUCGGAAAAACCUAGCUGCUUGGAGUACAUCUUUGAAUGUUUAUUCAAACGGUACAGCCCGGCCCACACCCGUUUUCCGUACCACCUCCCAGGCACGUAUCCUGGAGAGUGCUCGGUGGUGGCUGAGUGGAUUUUUUGGUAACAGUGGUGCGAAUACCUCCUACGACCAAUAUGACCUUGUCAUUAUCCCUGAAGAGUAUGGGUUUAACAAUACACUGGCUUCAUAUGAGGCUUGUACCGGUGAUAUGAGUGAAGGCGAUAACGCUGCUGAGGUAUUUGUCUCACGGUAUACUAAGGAUGCUCGAUCACGCCUGUCAUCUUACCUGCCUCGCGACUUUAAUUUGACUGCCUCCAAUGUACUCGCCAUGCAAAACAUCUGUGUCUAUGAGCACACGAGUCUAGGCGGCUCAUCUUUCUGCUCUCUCUUCACCGAGCAGGAGUGGAAGGACUUUGAAUACAAUGUCGACGUGCAGUACUAUGGUGACUAUGCCUACGGUUCGCCUACUGGCCGUGCUCAAGGCAUCGGUUAUGUACUGGAACUGGCUGCUCGACUGCAACACAAGCUCAUUACUUCGAGUGACACUAGCAUCAACUAUACCUAUGAUGACAAUCUUGCCCAAUUUCCUUUCGGUCAACCAUUCUAUAUGGACAUGUCUCACGAUGAUAUUAUCUUGUCUGUUAUCAACGCCCUGGGCCUCAGCUAUUUCAGGUAUGGUCCUAAUGGUCUACCCGGUGACGUCGACCAUGCACCAAAGCGCAACUUUUCCCUGAGUCAGAUGACUCCAUUCGGUGCUCGAAUGAUAUCUGAGAUCUGGACCUGCCCUCAAAACACCUCUUUUAGCACCCUGGAUCCAGUGCUUAUCUCUAACCCCAGUCUCCAGUCAAAGCAGAGCACCACAGACUACAUCCGAUUUGUACUAAACAGCGCACCCUUACCCCUCAAUGGCCUUGUAGGAUGUGAAUCUGCCAACGAAGGCUUCUGUCCUGUCGAGCAAUUUUUGCGUGGGGUACCCACUCUCAAGCGCAAGGCCGAGUACCAGUGGUCAUGCUUCGGUAACUAUACUACUGGCAGCCAGGUUGCUGAUGGGGUCCCUGAUUCUUAA
Molecule: messenger RNA, 1581 nt
Organism: Penicillium malachiteum
Lineage: Eukaryota; Fungi; Ascomycota; Eurotiomycetes; Eurotiales; Aspergillaceae
Product: histidine phosphatase family protein
Exons: 3
Coding region: 1-1581 (526 amino acids)
Molecular function (GO): acid phosphatase activity
Source: RefSeq, a predicted model, not a curated record